AUGGAAUUCAUUCUCGCAUGCUUUCUUAUCUCUUUCCUCUCGAUUCACUUCUCCGACCUCCUAUACCUCUCAGUCAACACGCUUCUUCUACGGCUGGUGGCGGCGCUCAUCGAGCAGCACGCGUGGCCGCCGGGCUCUCUGUUUUCCGGCGACGGGCCCGGCCACCACCGCCACGAUGCUAAGGCUUCUGGCGACGGAGAUCGGGUCCAGUGGGACGCUCGUGGCGGCAAGAGUUACCUGGGGGUGACUCGGUACGAGGCGCCGUCGCCGGUGGUGUGCGUGUUCUGCUUGUCGGACAUCGAGGAGGGGGAGGAGGUGCGGGAGCUGCGGUGCGAGCACCUCUUCCACAGGCGGUGCCUGGACCCCUGGCUCGUCCUCCGGCGGUCCACGUGUCCCCUCUGCCGGGACGCCUUGCUGGAUGCGGAGGAGGAGGAGGCCGACGAUGCGGCCAUGGAUUGGCUCGCUUAUGUUCCGGUGUGGGCGUGGUGA
Zingiber officinale is the source of this 489-nucleotide messenger RNA. Its product is annotated as E3 ubiquitin-protein ligase RNF181-like. NCBI's taxonomy places the organism in Eukaryota, Viridiplantae, Streptophyta, Magnoliopsida, Zingiberales, Zingiberaceae. Gene Ontology annotation, molecular function: ubiquitin protein ligase activity. The record is from RefSeq and is a predicted model, not a curated record. The transcript has a single exon. Gene Ontology annotation, biological process: protein ubiquitination. Bases 1 to 489 code for a protein of 162 amino acids.